Colletotrichum higginsianum IMI 349063 is the source of this 1872-nucleotide messenger RNA. RefSeq names its product ABC1 family protein. The transcript is spliced from 3 exons. Gene Ontology annotation, cellular component: mitochondrial inner membrane. NCBI's taxonomy places the organism in Eukaryota, Fungi, Ascomycota, Sordariomycetes, Glomerellales, Glomerellaceae. The record is from RefSeq and is a predicted model, not a curated record. The coding region runs from base 1 to 1872 and encodes 623 amino acids. Gene Ontology annotation, biological process: lipid homeostasis; mitochondrion organization.
AUGAAAGCCUUUUCCUUGUUCUCGUUGCCGUUGCGUCGCCUCGCCACCCGGCGAUCAUGGACAUGCUCCGAAUGUCGCGCCGGCCCGACGGCCCAGCAGCAGCAGCAGCAGCAGUAUAGCCGGUCGUCACAACGCCAGCAAUGGUUCGGCAACAACGCCACCCGUGGAUUCUCGUCGACGAGCACCAGGGCCGCUGUUGCGAGAGCGGUACCGAAGAAUGGUAGCAGCGGUAGCGGUAGCGGUGGCGGCCGGAAGGGCGGCCGCGUGUUGCUUCUUGCUUCCGGUGGCGGCGCAGCGGCUGCGAGCGCUCUCGCCUUCACCGACGAUAUCAAGCACGGUUAUGAGGCGGCGGAGCGCGCCGGUCGGGUCGCUGCCGCCCUUGCGGUGUGCAUCAACGAUUACCGUACAACCCUCAACCAGAAGGAAAAGAUCGAAGAUCCCGAACUGCAAUCCAGAAUUCUGAAAGACUGUCACCAACGAUGCGCCGAUCGAACACUUAAGGUCUUGGAGAAGAACGGUGGCAUCUUUAUUAAGCUGGGCCAGCACCUUAGUGCGAUGAACUACCUCCUGCCGCAAGAGUGGACCAACACGUUCAUCCCCCUCCAGGACAAAUGCCCCGUGUCGUCGUUCGAAUCGAUCGAAGAGAUGUUCCGGAACGACAUUGGCACGGAGCUGUGGGACUACUUCUCCGAGUUCUCGAACGAACCGAUUGGCGCCGCGUCUCUCGCCCAGGUACACACCGCCACGGUGAAGGAAACGGGCAUGCCCGUCGCUGUCAAAGUGCAGCACCCCGGCCUCGGUCAGUGGUCUCAGCUCGACCUGGCCCUGACACGGUUCACCUUCUCGACCCUCAAGCGCUUUUUCCCCGAGUACGACCUGGAAUGGCUGUCCGCCGAGAUGGACGUGUCGUUGCCGAAAGAACUGGACUUCAGGGAGGAGGAGCGGAAUGCCAACCGCACGCGGGAGCACUUUGCGAAGCUGCCGGAGCACCCCCUCGUCGUCCCUGGGGUCCUCUGGGCGAAGGAGCGCAUCCUGGUCAUGGAGAGGGUGUCGGGACACCGGCUGGACGAUCUCGCGUACCUCGACGCCAACGGCAUCGACCGUGACGAGGUCUCGGCCUGCCUCGCGCGCAUCUUCAACGAGAUGAUCUUCGGCCACGACGCCCCCUUGCACUGCGACCCUCACGGCGGCAACCUCGCGAUCCGCAAGAACGAGUCCCGGCGCGGCCUCCGCGGCGGCCACAACUUCGACAUCAUCCUGUACGACCACGGCCUCUACCGUGACAUCCCGCGCGACUUGCAGCGCUCCUACGCCAAGAUGUGGCUCGCCGUCAUCGACGGCGACAUGAAGCGCAUGCGCACGUACGCCAAGGAGGUCGCCAACAUCAACGACGAGCAGUUCCCGCUCUUCGCCUCGGCCAUCACGGGCCGCGACUGGAGCGUCCUCAACAGCGAGGGCUCCGUCCUGCAGACCCGCACCGCCGAUGAGAAGAAGGAGAUGGGCGACGCCCUGCAGGAAGGCCUCAUCGUCGACCUCGUCCAGCUGCUCGGCCAGGUCCCGCGCAUCAUCCUCCUCAUCCUCAAGACCAACGACCUCACCCGCAGUCUCGACGAGAACCUGCACACCCGCCAGGGCCCCAUCCGCUCCUUCCUGAUCCUCGCGCGCUACUGCACGCGCACCGUGUUCGAGGAGCAGCUCGAGGACCUCAAGCGCCGUGGCUCGCUGCUGUGGCCGCCCAACACCUUCCGCCUCGUCUCGGCGUGGAUUGGCUUCCUGAGGGUCGAGGUGAAGCUCGGCGCCUUUGAGCUGUUUUUGAGCGUCAAGAGGGCUCUCGGCCUGAAGGGUGUUGAAUUCCCGGCCCCGGGCAUGUGA